This is a messenger RNA of Clupea harengus (Atlantic herring), 1768 nucleotides long. It is a transcript of the gene prss59, whose product is annotated as serine protease 59, putative. Lineage: Eukaryota; Metazoa; Chordata; Actinopteri; Clupeiformes; Clupeidae. The record is from RefSeq and is a predicted model, not a curated record. Gene Ontology annotation, biological process: proteolysis. Gene Ontology annotation, molecular function: dipeptidyl-peptidase activity; serine-type exopeptidase activity.
ACAAGGAAGAGAAGUUCUUCUCGUCUGAUCACAUGAGUAGAUCAUUUGCUUGCAAGGGCAUUACGGUAACAUGGCUAUGUUGACAUUUGCAAGUUUGUCUCUUUUCAGAUCUGUGUUACUUGUUGUUUUGUGCCUCUGCUGCACCGGUGAUGCUCGGUUUAAAGGCUUCCGUAGAUUUGUGGAUCGGUCCGAAGCAAUACAGCAGCACACAGCCAGAACUGGACCGAAGGUGGAGGACCACUGGUUUACCCAGAGACUGGACCACUUCAACGGCGCCGACUCCCGAGUCUGGAAGCAGAGGUACUUCAUCAAUGACACUUUCUACAGACCAGGAGGGCCGGUGUUUCUGAUGAUCGGGGGAGAAGGCCCCGCAAACCCGGCCUGGAUGCAGUACGGCUCCUGGCUCACCUACGCAGAGAAGCUGGGCGCCCUGUGCUUUCUCCUGGAGCACCGGUUCUACGGCAACAGCCACCCCACCGAAGACCUCAGUACAGCAAACCUGCACUUCCUCAGUAGUCGUCAGGCGCUGGCUGACCUCGCCCACUUCCGCUCGGUCGUCGCGGCGACGCAGGGCUUGACCAAUAGCAGGUGGGUGGCCUUUGGGGGCUCCUAUCCCGGCUCUCUGGCCGCCUGGCUCCGCCUUAAGUACCCCCACCUGGUGCACGCUGCCAUAGCAACCAGCGCUCCUAUUCAUGCCACCGUCAACUUCCCAGAGUAUCUGGAGGUGGUGAGGCGUUCUCUGGCCUCUCACAGUCCUGAGUGCCCCCUGCUGGUCAAACAGGCAACCGACACCUUAAGCCAGAAGCUGAAGGACCCCCUAACCUACAGCAACAUCACCAAAGACUUCCAGUUGUGUUCUCCCCUGCAGCUGGACUCCCUAAUGGACUCCGCCCACUUCCUGGAGUCUCUGGCUGGGAACUUCAUGGAUGUGGUGCAGUACAACGAGGACAACCGCGCAUUUGAGGGCGUGGUGGGCACCAACAUCACCAUGAAGGUCCUGUGUGGCGUGAUGGCGGACGCGUCUCUGGGCGGUGUGUAUGAGCGCUACGCGGCGGUGGCGCGGCUAAUGCUACACACAUUCUCCCUGCGUUGUCUGGACGCCCGCUAUGCCAGCUACCUGCAGGACAUGGCCAACACCAGCUGGAGUGGAGCCGGGGCCGCAGGAGGAAGACAGUGGGUGUAUCAAACGUGUACAGAGUUUGGAUUUUAUCAGAGCACCGACUCUCCCAACCAGCCCUUCACUGGAUUCCCUCUUCCGUACCACUUGAAGCAGUGCUAUGACAUCUUUAACAUGAGUGCUGCAGAGCUGGAUGUGGAGGCUGCAGUGAAGGACACUAAUGAGUAUUAUGGAGGAUACGGGCUGAGGACGUCACGCGUGGUCUUCCCCAACGGCUCCAUCGACCCCUGGCACGCCUUGAGCGUCACACUCGACCUCAGCGAGCAGCUGCCCGCCAUUUUCAUCAAAGGUACAGCCCACUGUGCUAACAUGUACCCGGCGCGUGCUGAGGACCUCCCCCAGCUGGCUCUGGCGCGGGACCACGUCUUCCUGCUGCUCCAGCAGUGGCUGAAAGAGUGACGGACAUGUGUACCACCCAAUCACAGCACAGCUGGGGCUGACUGACCAGCCUGACAACCGAUUGGUCAGCCAGUUUAACGAAGAAGCGGUGAACCCUGCAAUGAUCUUCUCAUCAUGGAUCUGUGUCACGUGUGUGUGUGUGUGUGUGUGUGUGUGUGUGUGUGUGUGUGUGUGUGUGUGUGUGUGUGUGUG